Molecule: messenger RNA, 1465 nt
Organism: Danio rerio (zebrafish)
Lineage: Eukaryota; Metazoa; Chordata; Actinopteri; Cypriniformes; Danionidae
Source: RefSeq, a predicted model, not a curated record
UGUCAGAUCUGAGCAUGUGUUGAUGAUGGAUGGUGUGUAGUGGUCUCUGAGCAGGAUCCCGGUGCACUGUACGAUGCACAUCUACACAAAGCUGGAUUAUAAGGGCAUCUGAGGGAAACACGCGAUGGAUUCCUGGACAUAUUGGUUCUCUCCUAGUUACUACUCCACUAACCUGUCUGGAUAUUCCCUGUACGACGGCCUGCUGAACAUAUCUGAGGAGGAAACCCAGCGCAACGAGCCCGAGCAGCACCUGACCAACACUAACACGGCGGUGGUCACCGUCAUGUAUUUCCUGGUGUGUGUGGUCGGGCUGUGCGGAAACGCUCUGGUUAUUUACGUGAUCCUGCGCUACGCUAAGAUGAAGACGGUCACCAAUAUCUACAUCCUGAACCUGGCGGUGGCGGACAUUCUGUUCAUGCUCAGCUUGCCCUUCAUUGCGAUCCAGCUGGCGAUGGUGCACUGGCCGUUUGGGGCGACGAUGUGUCACGUGGUCAUCACCAUAGACUCCCUGAACCAGUUCACCAGUAUCUUCUGCCUGAUGGUGAUGAGCAUUGAUCGAUACCUCGCUGUGGUGCACCCCAUGAAGUCGAUCAAAUGGAGGAAGCCACAAGUGGCGAAGGCCACCAACGUAGCGGUGUGGGUGGUGUCCCUACUGGUCAUCCUCCCGGUAGUGUUCUACAGCGGGCUGAUCACUAAAGCUGAAGGGUGCUUCUGCAGUAUCGUGUGGCCGGAUCCGCAGGGAGCCUACCAAACCGCCUUCAUGAUCUACACCUUCCUCCUGGGGUUCUUCCUCCCGCUGAUGGUCAUCUGCCUGUGCUAUCUGCUGAUCAUCAUCAAGGUCAAGUCCUCGGGGAUCAAGGUGAGCUCCAGCAAGCGCAGGUAUUCAGAGAAGAAGGUGACGCGGCUGGUGUCGGUGGUGGUGCUGGUGUUUGUCUUCUGCUGGCUGCCCUUCUACAUCUUCAACAUGACCUCGGUUACGGGCACGAUCAGCGAUACGCCGUUUCUGCGCAGCGUGUUUGCGUUCGUGGUGGUGCUGGGAUACGCCAACAGCUGCGCUAACCCCAUAUUAUACGCCUUCCUGUCGGAGAACUUCCGAAAGAGCUUCCAGAAUGUUCUGUGCUUCAAGAAAGAGGCGCUGAGCGACGCGGCCCGCUCCAACAGCAGACUGGACCGGCCACAGAUUCUAAACGAUCCGAUGGAGACCCAACACACAGUGAUCAACGGAGACCUGCAGACCAGCCUGUGAUGAGCAGAGCCAGUCACUCAGGACAUGUGUGCUGGACACCCCGCAGAUGCUGACUGACUGCAGGACAUCUGGAGGAAGAAUGGACAUCUCCCUGACCCUCAAGACUCCUCAAGGACAUCAUUGAGCAAAAUACUUUACUGAAUCUGAGAAGUUCAAGACUUCACUAGUGUUACCAUCUGAACACACACACACGCACACACACACACACACACACACACA